AUGUGCUUGUCCUCAGAACACAUUAGGAAUGAAUCCAUGCCUCGGUCCUGGCCUCCUCCCCGAGGCUGGGUGCUCAGGCGUCCCCUUCAGCCCCUUUCUCUAGACCUUCCGGCUGAACAAACAAAAACAUCUCACAGCCCUGCAACAGUCAGGAGCUGCUUGUGGAGCUCCACGCCCAGCUGGAGAGAGAGGAGGCGCCCUGGGCAGCCCGCCAGUGCCCGGGCUCUCACAGCGGAAGCCCGCGUCUUCUCGGGCCCUAUUUUGAAAGCUGUUCUUUCCACAAUGGCUUUGACAAGAAUCGAUGAUGAGCCAGCGUGUCAAUACAGGCCAGCCCAGGACUGGCCUCAGGGCCACACUGGGGAGGGUGGCAACCAGGCCCUGGCUGCAGCCCACGUGGGCAAAAGCAUGGCCAGGCAGGAGGUGGGGCCUGUGAGCUUGGCUACAGCGACCAUGGGCGCUGGGUUCAGGGCUCCUCAGCCCUGA
Nomascus leucogenys (northern white-cheeked gibbon) is the source of this 483-nucleotide messenger RNA. RefSeq lists its product as uncharacterized. Lineage: Eukaryota; Metazoa; Chordata; Mammalia; Primates; Hylobatidae. The record is from RefSeq and is a predicted model, not a curated record.